Messenger RNA from Magnusiomyces paraingens, 3021 nucleotides. RefSeq lists its product as uncharacterized. The coding region runs from base 1 to 3021 and encodes 1006 amino acids. The transcript has a single exon. The record is from RefSeq and is a predicted model, not a curated record. Lineage: Eukaryota; Fungi; Ascomycota; Dipodascomycetes; Dipodascales; Dipodascaceae.
AUGAAGUCCCGAGCACUCAGCAUCGAUAGCAUUGACGAGGACAACGCGUUAAACGUGCUACCGUUUCAUAGGGUCCGCCGAAGGUUUAGUCAACGUAUCCCCACGCAUGACGACGAGGACGGUUCAGGGUCCCAAGGUGGUUUGUCGCGACCAACACUUGCUUCGGAACUCAACGUGGGAACUAUUGCGCCGUACUUGAUGUCUUCUAAUGACCACCAAGUACGGCCACUGACUAUUUACAGCAGUGCCGGUGGCAGUGGUCGCAAUAGUGCCGGUGGUGUGUCGGCUCCUGGUAGCAAGGGGUUGUCAGAGCAUGAAGAGCGGGACCACCAGAUCGAGCGCGGGCUUACUGACAUGUUGUUAACCGGGGCUGGGCCCUCCUCAUCUUUGUCAGGAGCUGCUGCAGCACCUGGUUAUUCUUCACUUCGGCCACGAAACCUGAGGCGGGAACUGACAGAUGAUGAUGGCCAGAACUUUAACAAGAUGUUAUUAAAUAAUGACGAUGAAGCAAACGCGCCAUGGAACCGGGCAUUAGGAGCUGAAGACGAUAGCUUGUCUCUGUUAUCAUUUUCAGGAACAGAAGAUGAAGAUGAGCCGCCAUCAAUUGCUCGUGCAACAAACCGAAGAAUGGCACCUUCUUCAACUGGCGCAGGAUUGGAGAAUGGGAAAUCUUUAUCAUUGCAUCACCACCAAAACGGUCAGCCAAAGUCUUUCAAUCCACAACAUGACCACCACACAAAUAAAUUUACCAAUAAUUUACCCAUCACUACCACCACCAAUACCACCACCAAUACGUUGAAUGCAAAUUUCAAUACCAACUACGAUAAUAAUACAGCCAAUAUAAACACCACUAAAGUGCAGCCACUGGAAAUCAACACGGGUCGCACGGGAUACUCUGGGAUUGGCAACAGGUACGGUCUCGGUAGUAGCAAGAGCGCUGACAAUAUUACGGCACGGUUGAUUAGUACAGUAAAAAACACAGGAGUGCUAGCGGAAGAAGUGAAAGAAAAAGAAAGGACUCAAACAGGUUUGGAACAACAGCAAACGCGACGGCCGUUGUAUCAGCCGCGGUUUCUGCGGCGGGAAGGAUUACGAGACGCAGGUCGACACGAAACCCCUCAGCAUGCAGAUGACCAUCUAGUUCCCUCACAAUCACGGUUUCAAACACAAUCACAAACAAAACUACCCUCAUUUGAGCCAAGCCUAAAGUCCCGCCCUUGGUCUGCAGGAAAUAAUAACGGCAAUAGUGCAUGGUCUGAUGCUACAGCAAUAGGUCUGCGGCGCGGACUUGUGCGAAAUAAUGAUGAUAAUACAGCCAUAGACAACCAUCAUGAUCAAGACCAAGAACGAAAUAACUGCUAUACCACGACUGCUCCCCCUCCUCAAACGACGACUCUUGGGAGGAUUGGUCGACGCCUUGGUUUGACGACAACAACAAACUCUUCCUCAUUUCUGCGACGCGACUUAGCAACCGAAGACUCCGGUGUGUUGAACGGCAAUAGUAAGGAGCUUGGUAGCAGACCCAGCAAGAUUCCAGUACCUGCGAGUCCGCGGCGGAAUUUAUCUCUAAGAGCUGCAACAUCAGCAAAGACAACAGCACCUUCUUUGGCGGAGAGCGUGGGACUGGUUAGGCCAGUGUCGCGAGGGAACACUAGGUUUGGAGUAAGUGCAGGUGCAAGUGCAGGUGCAAAUGCAGGAGCAAGUGUAAUUGUGGGUGUGGGUACAGGGAAAGAACCAUUACAAAGGCCUCGAUCUUUAUCACCUGUAGAAGGAUUAGCAAUGCAAAGGGAAAUUCAGAGAGAAGCACUUGCGGUGCAGAACGGGGGGAUUAAACAAGCUCUCUCGGGGCACAACAUUUCCAGGCCUUUAGAAUCACAUUCGGAAGCUCCUAAACAAGCAUUAAGAACGCGCUCUGAGGUACCUAAGCAGGCGCUGGAAUCGCCAUCGCCUUUGGAGCGUGGGUUGCGGCCUAGACGAUACUCUGAGGGCAGCACCGGUGGUCAUUUGGGAAAAAAACUUGCUGCUGGUUCGCAUUUUAACAGUAACGGAAAUGUGGUUGGGUUAAGUCGUUCAAGAAGUACAGCUAGUGAUGGAGGGUUGUCAAAAGUUAAUCUUGAUGCUCUAACCAUACAACCUGUAAAGAAUACUGGUAAAGAAGAUGUUGCAACAGAUGACGUGGACGUUAGUGUGGAAACACAUGAAGAAGAAGAAGAAGAAGAAGAAGAAGAAGAAGAAGAUGCGGUCACGAGAGAGUAUCGAGAUGCUAAAUGGGUUCAAGGCGAGUACACGCAAAUGUUGAGACUAAUGGAGGGGAUUGAGGAACGGUUAAAUUUAGUACGGGGCCAUAUUAUUAACCAAUCUGGGACCCCGUUGACAUUGUCUCCUAAUAAGGGGGAUGGCGUGGAAGAUGAAGAAAUGAAGACUCAUUUACAAUUCAUUAAUGCAUUGGCACCAUUACAAUUGGAUCAGCUUAAAGACUUUAUCCGGCAAACUGCAGCAGAAUUGGGCAAAGUUGGAGUUGGGCUGAAUGAUUCUAAGGGUGAGAAUGAGAAAAGGCUUGAGGUGCUUACAGAACAAGUUCAAACGGAGCCUGAGAUUAUUAGACUUGAUAAUAUGAAUAACAAGAGUCAAGGCGAAACCGGAAAAGAUAAUUUCAAUACAGAGAUUGGAAAGAAAAAAGAGAAAGGAUUAUUGGCUGGGAGUCAUGACGAGAUGCGACGGCAGUUACGGAAACAAGUAGCGGAUACUUCGGCAGUGCUCAAGGAAAAUCCUGAGAAUAUUAUAAAAACGACGACGACGACGACGACGACGGACUCUGAGUUUCGGAGACAGUGGAGUAGCAUUGAUGAUGGAAGUUUGAUGAGCAUCAAUGGAACAACAGUCAUUAAAAGUAAUAAGAAAAGGCACAGCCCUGGUGCCAUGGUUGCAGCAACAGCAGCAUGUAUUACUGGUGUUUUUCUGGCAAUAAGGGUGUACAUAUUUCUUGUCAAUUACACAGCUAUUCCUCAAUCCCCAUUUUAA